Loxodonta africana (African savanna elephant) is the source of this 2580-nucleotide messenger RNA. RefSeq names its product collagen alpha-1(I) chain-like. The transcript is spliced from 7 exons. Lineage: Eukaryota; Metazoa; Chordata; Mammalia; Proboscidea; Elephantidae. The coding region runs from base 1 to 2580 and encodes 859 amino acids. The record is from RefSeq and is a predicted model, not a curated record.
AUGGAGGGUAACAAUCGAAAGCCACGGUUGCCCUGGAGACGCGGGGGCGGGGCGCGCGCCGCUGACGACACCGUGGCGGCUCCGGACAGGCUGACGUCACGGCCGCGGGCGUGGGCGGGAGGGGGCGCGGGCGGGGGAGGCGCGCGGAGGGGCCGCGGGGGCCGUGCGAGUGUGCGUGUGGUCCCGCCGCCCCUCGCAGCGGGUGGGGAGCGGGGGCGCUUCCUGGCGCGUGGCGCCGCCGCUCUGGAUCAGCACCAAGGACAGCGGCGGCGCCUGCAGCGAGUUCAGGGUUGCGGGAUCUCUGGGGACAGAGGGGCCCGAGGCGCGGCGGACGGCCGAGUCUGUGGUCCUGGGGCGGGGCCAGGCGUCGGUGGCCGUGACUGGAGACUGUUACUGAGGGCGGCCCGGGCAGUAAGCAGUCUAGAGCCAAGGUGCCGGCGCACUGCCCGGGCCGGGGCUCUCCCGUCACCCGCGGCUGGGGGCGCUGCUGCUCCUCCUCCCCCGCUUCUCUCGCCCCUCCCGGUCCCAGAGCUCGUGGACAGGCACAUGGCCCCUGACGUCAGAGUCCUCUCCGCGCGCGGAGGCGGGAAGUCGGGGGCGCAGCGGGACGAGCCCGACGGCACCGGCUGGGGAGGGGGUGCCCUAGCUGAAUGUGGGUGGGGGUCCCGAGAGAGCCGCGGCCGGGGCGGAGGGCAGGUGCUGACAGGGUCCAGUGUCCGCCUCCGGCCCCAUGUGGAGGGGGUCCUCCUGUCAGGCCGCAUCCGGCCCCCGCUCCACCGGCUGCAAGCGGACCCUACUCCCCCAUCCCGUCCCCACCCCGGAGGGGGCCCUCCAACCCGCAGCCCGCCGGUUUCCUCCUUGCCCACCCAUCCGUGUCUGCGCGUCAGUCCAUCUGUCGUCCGUCGGUCCGUCAGUCCUGCUUACCUGGCGGCCGCGCGGCGCCGGCGCCCGCUUGCCUCCCGCAGCCCGGCCGACGCGGCAGCUUUUAUAGGAGCGCGUAGUACUCGUGCGGCGGCUCAUUCAUGCGGCCGCGGCUCCUACACACUGACGCGCUGCCGACCCGAGGACUAUGCGGGGGGCGGCAAAUGCGGACCCCGCCAGCCUAGCGGCCGAGCGCUGUUGCUAAGCUCUUCGAGGCCUCGGAGAGACGCGAUCUGGGCGAAUCUCAUCGGUUACUAUGGUAACGCUGCGCCCCAGCCUCUCAAGCUCGGCCGCUGGGGGAGGCGCAGCCAAUCAAAAGCGGCGGGCGUUCUCGGGGACCCCCCCUCCCCCCGCGUGUGGGCGGGGGUCAGGAGGUGCAGGGAGGGGGCGGAGCGUGGGCCGGGGAGAUUCGGCGCUCGCAAUAAGCCGGGUGCAGCUGCCGGGCCGCUCGGGGACACUUCCGGAGUAGUCGAGCUAGCGCCCGCAGGCCACUGCGGUGUCCCCUCCGUCCCAGAAGGGGCGUCACUUGCACGAACGGGACCUCCAUGCGUAGUGCAGGACCUCAGGCCCUCCUGUCACUUUUCUCCCGGCUCCGUGGGUUGGAAAAGAGGUCGUCCAAGCAGGGUCCCUCAGAAUGGCUCACGCGAGAAUCUGGGGGCGGGGGCCACUCCUGAAGGACCCCAAGAGACGCUGUCCCGCCAGUCCCAGCUGAGUAUCCUGGGGCUCCCCUGGAGACCCGCGGGCUGUUUGGAUCCUCAAGAGGCCGCCAGGUGGCGCCAUGGCCGCAGCAGCGCCUACCGGCCCGGGCCGCUCCAGAUAAGAGUGUGCGGAAAGCGCAGCGGGGCUGAGACGCGACCAGGACGCGGGGAGGACGGACCAGCAGGACAAACCGACCGGGGGCCCGGCGGGCGGAGCGCAGCGCAGCGCAGCCACGUCCCCCCUGGAUCCGCCGGCAGCCGGGCCCGGGGCUUCAGACAUGCCCCCCAGGUGGGUCCCUGGGCUGGGGUCCGGGCGGGACGGGGAACCGGGGACAGCCCGGUCCCCACGCGCUGGCCGCCUCGGGGCGCAUCCUCCGCAGGAGCCCCAUCGCGGCUGGCGUUCUGGGCUCCGGAUGUCGCCCCUAGAGGACUCAGGACCACCAGUCGCUCCUCCGCUCCGGGUUCACGGCGGGGUCAGCGGCCCGGGGCCGGCUCUGCCCGCACAUGGGCUGGAGAGGCUAGGGGAAGGGAAGGGGAGCUGGCGGGCGGGGCUGGCAGGGGCGCUGCCCUGGCACAGCUCGGCGCCUGGCAGUGGGGCGGGUGGGGCGCCAGCGAGGAGCUGCCACCACCGCGGGGAGGGAAGCCCGGCCAGGCUGCGGGCGCAGGUAACGGGCCGCCAGGCCCUGCGGGGCAGGCGGGGAACAGGGGUGGGCCGGCGGGCGAACGGGUAGGGGAGCUCAGGGCUCGGUCGAGCCGCGCGGCUAGGGCGGCCGCCGGAAUUGGGGGCCGAAAAGAAAAGCCGGGAGCCGAGGGACUGGGGCUGGCGGGCUACUCCCGCCCCUCCUGCCCCGAUAUAACGCCCUCCCCGCGCCGGGGCCCGGCCUUCGCGCUCUGCCCGCCACGGCAGCCGCUGCCUCCGCUCCCCGCGCCCGGCCGCUGCCCGGGCCCAUCCAAGGCCUGA